Plutella xylostella (diamondback moth) is the source of this 1209-nucleotide messenger RNA. RefSeq lists its product as uncharacterized. Gene Ontology annotation, biological process: regulation of gene expression. Gene Ontology annotation, cellular component: nucleus. NCBI's taxonomy places the organism in Eukaryota, Metazoa, Arthropoda, Insecta, Lepidoptera, Plutellidae. The record is from RefSeq and is a predicted model, not a curated record.
GCUGUGUUCUGUGUUGUGAACGCCGAACAUUUUUUCAAUGUUGUUUUCAUGUUUUUUUCCUCAGUGGUUAUUUUUAUUUACACUAAAUUUUUCAUAUUGGACCGCAAAUUCAAUUGUGGAAGAAAGGGAAGCUGGAGUUUGUAUGUUUAACAACCUAAGAUAACAACUAAACAAGACGAUCAAGAGAUUACAAUGGAAUACCCGAUGGAGCCACUUUGCAUUUUAAGCCAUGAGGAGGACAGCCAGUACAAACCUACAGACGGCUCCUCAACUUAUGACAACUGCAAUAUGAAUGUUGAACAAAGUGGAUUUUAUAUAAAUGACCCAAACAACGAAACCCCAGACAGUUAUCCUUCAAGCAAUGACGGCCAAACAUUCAAGAUGGAGCCACUGAGCGAUGGCAGCGACUGCGACGAAGCUACCAGCCACGUCAAAAGAACCAACAUAGUCAUUACAGCAUUUAUCUGUGAUCGGUGCAAGCAAAUCUUUGGCUCAGAGAAAAUACUGUUAGAACACCACUCCCAAUGCAAAGUGAAUCCUAGAACACUGGCUGGUAAUUUGAACAUAAACGAUCCUAGAAAACUGUGGAAGAAACAAUUCAAGACAUCAGCGAAGCCGAAGAAGAUUAUCGAGUGUGAAAUAUGUCAGAAACGAUUCCGGCAAAUAGCCGACUUGACUAACCACAUGCGAUCGCACACGGGCGAGAAGCCGUUCCUGUGUGAAGUGUGCCAGAGAACUUUCAGCCAACAGUCCAACCUGAAGGUCCACAUGAGAGUCCACUCCAACGAGAGACCGUUCGAGUGCGAUGUUUGCGACAAACGAUUCACGCUAAUGACACACAAGGUCAUCCACAUGAAGUCGCACACGAUCGAAAGGCCACACGAGUGUGAAACGUGCAAGAAAAGAUUUGCUCACUUGUCCGCUAAGAUUACGCACAUGAAAUCUCAUACCGGCGAGAAGCCGAACAAGUGUGAUUCGUGCGAUAAAGGAUUCACGACGGUGGGUAGCUUGCGACGCCACCAGAAGGUUCACACGACUGAGACGAGUGUUCUCAAUCAACUAACUGAUUUGGUAGUUACUAAAGUAGAGGCACAAUGUGAGAAAUAAUGUACUUGUAAAUAUUGUUUUAUUAUCAAAGUUUUAAGCAUUUUUCUCUGCUCGUACAUUGAGUAUUUAUGAUAUUAUAGUAAUUAUAAUACAGCUAUUAUU